GGGCCGGGAUGGCGUCCUGCUGCGCAUGCGCGGCAUCCACAGCUGGGCCCCUGCCGGAACGCACCGGAGCACCUGCAUCUCUGACCCACGUCCCGGCUUGGACAUCCCGCGGCCGGCCAUGACGGCGCACUCCUUCGCCCUCCCGGUCAUCAUCUUCACCACGUUCUGGGGCCUUAUCGGCAUCGCGGGGCCCUGGUUCGUGCCGAAAGGACCCAACCGCGGAGUGAUCAUCACCAUGCUGGUGGCCACUGCUGUCUGCUGCUACCUCUUCUGGCUCAUCGCCAUCCUGGCUCAGCUGAACCCCCUGUUCGGGCCCCAGCUGAGGAAUGAGACCAUCUGGUACGUGCGCUUCCUGUGGGAGUGACUGCUGCCACCUCCUCGGCCCCAGGUACAACAGGUGCCCUGGCUCUCUGGAUGACCUUGGCUCCACUGUUCUCCAUGACCCUUUAUCACCCCCAUGGCUGUGUCUGGUCCCUCUGUGCUCUCUCCCCCAAGGCCCAUCUGUUUCUGGAAAGUACCACCUUCCCUGGCCAGUCUGGGCCUCGGGAAGCCCCGAGCUCGGAGCCAGGCUGGAGCAGCUAUCCAGCCCUCAAGUCCCCACUGCCCCCUCCCAAGUAGGUCCUGGCCAAGAGCUGACGAGGGCGUGGUCAGCCUUUUACAAAUGGGGCAGCCCUAGGAAGGCCUGCGUCCUGUGGGGUAGGGGCGUCCAGCCCGGGGUGCUCCGAACCUGGGGUGGGCCAGGGCCGGGCGGAAGCCCUGGCUGAGGAGUCAGGGGACCAGUUAUCGUCAGCCCUGCCCCCGUCCUGCUGCGUGACCCCCGAGCAUCGGCCUGUGUGGGCCUCCUCCCCUGUGAGGUGGAUGGGCAAAGGCCUUUCUUGGAGUUCUCCUUUAAUUUUCUGACACAUUUAGAUGUGAAAUUUCUGAAAAUGUUGAAGUAAUGGAAAACCAUUCACACACAAAAGCGACGUAAUAAUUUGGAUCAAGAUUGAAACCCUGGAGUUCCCGCUAUAGCGCAAGGGGCUCGACAGCAUCUUGGGAGCACUGGGACGCAGGUUCGAUCCCUGGCUCGGCACAGAGGGUUAAGGAUCUGGUGUUGCUACAGCUGCAGCUUGGGUCUCAAUUGUGGCUGAGAUCUAAUCCCUGGCCCAGGUACUGGGGGGCAGUCGGGGAAAAAAAAAAAAAAAAAAAAGGUGGAAACCUAUAUGUUUAGCCUCCCUUAGAGUCUCAAAGUCACUCAAACUGACUUGCUCAGCAAGUGCGUCUCCGUAGAAUACCCUGCCCCCCCCCAACCAGGGCCUCCCUCUGUGGGUAAAUCCUGUCCCUUCCCAAGGCUCAGUCUGAGCACCAGGGGAGCAGAAGAAACAGCAGCUCCUGCCCCAGCCUAGAUUCUCCUACAUUCAGCUGCCUCGGGGGCAGAUUUGAGGGCCCCUCAGGACGGAGGUCACCUGGGGCAUAGGAGGGUGAAGAGGGACAGGUGUAGGCCAAGUGUGGGUGGCGCUGUGGUGAGGUGUAGGCAAGGUGAGGCCAGUGCCAGACCUAUGCUGGGAAUGCUGUGGGGGGUGGGGGGCACCCGGCCUGUCGAGGGCUGGGGCCCCCAGGUGGUGCCCUCACUUCUCAGGGGAGCUGGGGCUGAGACCUCAGAUACUUGGCCGUAGUCCCAGAGCUAGUUGGAGUCCCCUGACUUGGCUGUGCCACGUUGCCUCCCUGGGGAAAGAAGCCAGUCUCUCGUAUUUAUUGGCUGUUUAUUGGAUUGGCGCUCUGUUCAGUGGGCAGUGUUUCUGGAGUGGUGGAGAACGUGCGUAUGUCUCAUCUGUGUUUCUUGGCUCUGGGCUUGGCUUGUUGCUCAGACUGGGCCCUCCUUUUGACAGCCCACCUGCCCCCUUUCAAACUCCCUUCCUGUGCUGACCUCUGUGGCCCUCCUGGAGUGGGGGUUCUGGGGUCUAGAUUGUGCUGGAAACCUGACCUGUGUCUAGUGACUUGUGGCUGGUGGGGAAAUUACUGUUCGGUGGCUGCAUCCUGGCUGAGGCUAGAUUUGCUGGCUGCCGUCCCCGGCCCACUCAAUCCCCCUUUCCUUGGAGGGUGGAUGUGGGGACAGGAACAGGGACUGACAGCUGCUUGGAGCUGCAGCUCUGGGACGUGGACAUGGAGAACUACAUUUUUCUGAGCCUGGAGGAGACAGCGGCUUCCCGGAUUCUGUCCAGAACCAGGCCUGGCAGGAGGAGGACAGAGGAACUUUGCCCAUCAUUUAUCUAUGCCCCGGGUGACAGAGUGCAUGGCCUCUCGGGGUCUGCAAUAAAGCAGGUCCCCAACA
Messenger RNA from Phacochoerus africanus (Common warthog), 2311 nucleotides. It is a transcript of the gene ATP6V0E2, whose product is annotated as ATPase H+ transporting V0 subunit e2. The record is from RefSeq and is a predicted model, not a curated record. The coding region runs from base 26 to 364 and encodes 112 amino acids. Gene Ontology annotation, biological process: proton transmembrane transport. Lineage: Eukaryota; Metazoa; Chordata; Mammalia; Artiodactyla; Suidae. Gene Ontology annotation, molecular function: proton-transporting ATPase activity, rotational mechanism. Gene Ontology annotation, cellular component: proton-transporting V-type ATPase, V0 domain. The transcript is spliced from 4 exons.